ACGGCCUCGCUGUCGAGCCAACAACAGCCCGCCGCCCGUUUCAGCGAGUUCUAGAUGCUCGGCUGCAGGCGCACCUCGCAGCAGAGUCUGCUGUGCUUGCGCCGGCCGCAGGAGAAGCUGUUGACUGCAGUCUGCGUGCCUGCGCGUCGCGUGCGCUUUUUGCAGCCUUUGCUUUCACCCUGGCCCAACGGCUCCACCCGCAGCUCUGCGUUCCCCAUUGCGCGCCGCCUACUCGCCAAUCCUCGCAGACCCCCGACCACGCUGCGUCAUACGUGCCGCCCCCGUCUCCAGCUUUUUUUCAACGCCUGUCUGCAUGAACACGACUGCGACGGGCCCUGAACACCAAUCCCCACCGCUUUUAUAACCACCGCCCAUUGGUGCGCACGUUCGCGGGCACCGUUGUACACCACCAUGAACGUGACCAUCGCCGGCCACGGCCCGCACCUGACGACCCACGAGGCCCUGUCGGGUGUCUUCGGCAGCAUCUCGCUCGCGUCGUGGAUCUUCCUGCUGGUUCCCCAGCUCAUCGAAAACUACCGCCAGUCCUCCGCCGACGGCAUCUCCCUCGCCUUCCUCGCCGUCUGGUUCAUCGGCGACGUGACCAACCUCGCCGGCGCCCUCUGGGCCCAGCUCGUCCCUACCGUCUCCGCCCUCGCCGUCUACUUCUGCUUCGCGGACCUCGUCCUCAUCGCCCAGUGCGUCUACUACAACGCCAAGAACGCCCGCAGAGCCGCCCGCAAGGCGUCCACCCGGAGCGAAGACAGCGUCGAGCAGCCGCUGCUCGGGCGCAGGGAUAGCUCGAACGUGGGACUCCCGGGCAGCCACACGAGGCGCAGGAGUAGCGCGGCGAGUGCGAGGGAGCGCAGGCGGAGGGCGAGCAGCUUGCCGAGUCUUGUCGAGGAAGAGGCGCGGGGCAGCGCGUGGGUGAAGAACGCCAUCUCCAUCGUCGGGGUAUGCGCAGUCGGAGCCGCGGGCUGGGCCAUCGCAUGGAAGACAGGCGUGUGGGUGCCCACGCCUGAGCACGGCGCAUCCCCCUCUGACCCCGAGCCCGACACCCCGCUCGGCGCGUCCAUCCUGGGCUACGUCAGCGCCGUGUGCUACCUCGGCGCGCGCAUCCCGCAGAUUGUCAAGAACCAGCGGGAGCGCUCGUGCGAGGGGCUCAGUCUGCUGUUCUUCAUCCUCUCGCUGCUCGGCAAUGCGACGUACGGCGCGGGCAUCCUGUUCCACUCCCUUGAGAAAGAGUACUUCCUGACCAACCUGCCGUGGCUGAUUGGGUCGCUCGGCACAAUCGUCGAGGACGUGAUCAUCUUCAUCCAGUUCCGCGUUUUCGGGACGGGGGAGUCGUCUGCGGUGGAGGUGUAGCUGGAUGGUGCGGCCACGCCAUCUGCAUUGCUUCAACGUGAUAUGGAACACGACAAAUUACUUAUGGGCUAUACGGACGAAUAAAACAAAAGUGUUUUCCGGCGUUGAGGGACGCGGCGGUCUUCGCUCGCGGAUAAUACUAUCUGAUACCCAGCGUUCUGCGCGGAUGUUAUCAUUAUCUGGGUUGUAGUUGUUUGGUGGUCAAAUGUACAUUGUACGGAUACCGUCAAGAUGAGACAUGUAUAUACGACAGCUCGGGCUCAGAAGAAUCGUACUCGUAAAUGACAUUCUAUAUACAAG
Molecule: messenger RNA, 1662 nt
Organism: Paraphaeosphaeria sporulosa
Lineage: Eukaryota; Fungi; Ascomycota; Dothideomycetes; Pleosporales; Didymosphaeriaceae
Product: PQ-loop-domain-containing protein
Exons: 2
Coding region: 412-1362 (316 amino acids)
Biological process (GO): basic amino acid transmembrane export from vacuole
Cellular component (GO): fungal-type vacuole membrane
Source: RefSeq, a predicted model, not a curated record